Messenger RNA from Ustilago hordei, 2235 nucleotides. RefSeq lists its product as uncharacterized. The transcript has 5 exons. The record is from RefSeq and is a predicted model, not a curated record. Gene Ontology annotation, molecular function: zinc ion binding; nucleic acid binding. Lineage: Eukaryota; Fungi; Basidiomycota; Ustilaginomycetes; Ustilaginales; Ustilaginaceae. Bases 1 to 2235 code for a protein of 744 amino acids.
AUGCCCCCACAAACUUGCAACUCUGACACUGAAAGCAGCAACCUAUCUGAUGGACCAAACAAAGCAAAGGCACCCACCAUGUCACAGAGGCAAAUGCUGAUUGGUGCAGAGACCCCUUUGCCAUACAACUCUGAUGACAUUGAUAACAACAGUGAUGAGACACACUAUAACAUUGACACCAUCUCCAACCUAAACCCAGAAAUGCUCAAAGGCAUGCUCAUCAAACUCACCAAAUGCAACAAAGCAAAAGACUCUGAUGCAUAUAAGAAACCAUCCCACCACUCCAAUUUCCAUCAAAGGCUCUUGCACACCCAUGACACACUCAAGGAGGCACCCAAGCUAAUGACCAAGAAUUGGUACAGUUGGAACCCUUGCUUCAGAGCAGUCCUGUCUAACUGGCCAGCAGCUAUGAAGCACCUCAAUGGUACUGUGGCCCCUGGGGACAAAAAUCUCUACUGCAAGCUAAAGAAGGACCUUACAAAAAUGGAAAAGAUUGCCAAAUCAACCCUGCUCAACAAAGUUGGGAAGAUUCACAUGUUCCAAGCCAACAUCUGCAAGCUCAUUGCAGACAUCAAUGAGCACUGGGCUAAGGCUGAGUCCAUGGGCCAUGCCCUCCCCAAAAUACUCAAAGUGAAAAUGCUCAUUGACCAGGCUAGAUACAUCACCCCUUACCAUCACUGCAUUAUUACACUUGAAGACACUGGAAUGGCAUCAAGUUAUGAAGUACUUUGUGCUGCAUUGUGCAAGCAACAAGACAGCAUGACUGCCCAGACAGACCACAGAGCUGGCAAUACCAGGUCAGCCCAGGCAAAUUUAGCCAAAGGACAAGUCAAGAAUGAAGAAGCUUACUGCCAUGGUAAGCCAGGACCUGAUGGAGUCCAACACUGCUACCACUGCAAUGCAGAGAACCACAUCUCCAGGUACUGUCCAAAGAAGGCCCAGGAGGGAAUGCUGGCAACACCCCCUUACCCAGUAGGUCAGGCUAUGCUAAAUGUAAACAGCCAUGAAGUACCAUUGAACAAUGUACUUCAUGUCCCAGAUGCAAAUGCAAACCUGAUCUUGGUGAAGGCCCUGAUGAACAAUGGUGCACAUGUAAUAUUUGACAACCAACAUGCAACAUUGGCACUCCCAGAUGGCACAAUUGUUAUCAGUGACCUCAAUCCACAAACAAGAUAUUAUGAAUUCCCUGAACUCAAGCACAAAGCACUGGUAGUGUGCACAGAUGAGAGGCUAUCUGGAUUGCCAGAGAUGUUUGAUGAUGAAGCAAAGGCUGCAAAGCACUCCUUCACCCCAGACUUUAUGCACAAACAGUGCAGCCAUCCAGGCUGGAACAAGGCAAGGAUCAUUGAGAAGCUAUAUAACAUUAAGCUUCCAGGCAAUGAAUGUCAAGAUUGUGUUGUCAGAAAGUCAUUCAAGGCCAGAAUGAGCAAAAGUAACAAUGCAUGCACUAAGCAUCUGCUGGAGCUCAUACACAUCAAUCUGACUACACACUUAUCAACAAAGACUGAAUUCACAUGCUUACUGACACUGAAAGAAUGGAUUCAUUAUGCCAAAAUACAAAUGGGUCAUAAGCUUAAGACCCUCUGCUUGGACAAUGGUGGCAAAUGGAUCUCUGCAGCAGCUGCUGGUUGGCAGAAUGAAGCUGGGUUCUGGUGGCAAAAGACAUCAGCAUACACCAGUGAGCAGAACAAAUAUCAUGCCAAAUGUCAACAACCAAGUACCCUAUCACAUUUCUAUGAUAGAGACCCAAGGAAGCCCUUUGCACUACUCCAAACUUUUGGAUGCCUUGCCUGGGUCAACAUACCAAAAGCAAAAUGUAAGAAACUGGAUGAGCCAGCAAUCCCAGCCAUAUUCAUUGGAUAUGACAAGGAGCACAAGGGGUGGAAGUUCUUGGCACCUAGCCAUAACCUGCUGAUCUUUUGGUCUAACUCAGCACAUUUCCUGCAAGACAUGUCAUGGAAUGAUUGCACAGACACAACUCUGAUCCAGGAUACAGAUGCAUUACACUACAAGGACAUGGAUGAUAUCAAAGACCUAAGGUAUGACAAAGUCGAUGAACACAAUGAGGAAUUACAACAACCUAUCAACAACAUCUACCAACCACCUUUGGAACCCAACACAGCAUUCAAAAACAAUAUACCAAUCCCCAGACCCACAGAGACCAUCUUUGAAUAUCUGGCAGUAGGGAUUGACAAUGCAUUGGAAACCAAUCCAUCAACCACACCAUUGGAUUGA